Messenger RNA from Cucumis melo (muskmelon), 2608 nucleotides. Its product is annotated as 3-hydroxy-3-methylglutaryl-coenzyme A reductase 1. The transcript has 3 exons. The coding region runs from base 122 to 1981 and encodes 619 amino acids. Lineage: Eukaryota; Viridiplantae; Streptophyta; Magnoliopsida; Cucurbitales; Cucurbitaceae. The record is from RefSeq and is a predicted model, not a curated record. Gene Ontology annotation, biological process: coenzyme A metabolic process; sterol biosynthetic process; isoprenoid biosynthetic process. Gene Ontology annotation, cellular component: peroxisomal membrane; endoplasmic reticulum membrane. Gene Ontology annotation, molecular function: hydroxymethylglutaryl-CoA reductase (NADPH) activity; protein binding.
ACGCUUUUAAAAUUCUCUCCCUCCUUGCAUUUCCGUUUGCCAUCAAGCCAAACAUCGGCCCCUAACGCUUCUCUUCCUCUAUUUUUUCUUUCUCUGUUCUCGCCGGAGAAAAACAUCCCCAAUGGACCGCCGGCGUUCUCUCCGACCACCGCGUCCCAACGCCGUACAGGAUGCUGAUGCCACCUGUACCUUCCGUCGGGACGAACAAGACGCAUCGGCGGCCGACCACUUGAAAAGAGCAUCGCCUAAAGCUUCCGAUGCUCUUCCCCUUCCUCUCUACCUCACCAACACAAUCUUCUUCACCCUUUUCUUCUCCGUCGCUUAUUAUCUUCUUCACCGAUGGCGCGAUAAGAUCCGAAACUCUACACCUCUUCACGUCGUUACGCUCUCCGAAAUCGCCGCCAUUGUUUCUCUCAUGGCUUCCUUCAUUUAUCUUCUUGGAUUUUUCGGUAUUGACUUUGUUCAGUCUUUCAUAGCGCGUUCCUCUCCCGAUGCCUGGGAUCUUGAAGAUGAAAUUGAUCGAACUCUUCUCAUCGACAACAAUCGCUAUGCUGCACCUCGUUCCGCGUCUGCUGUCGCUUUGCCGUCCAAAGUGGUCGACGCCGAGGCUUUGAAUACAAUUCCAUUGCCGGAGGAGGACGAAGAGGUUGUGAAAAUGGUUGUGGAUGGUUCUGUUCCUUCGUACUCGUUGGAAUCGAAACUUGGGGAUCCGAAACGAGCCGCUUCCAUUCGCCGUGAGGCACUGCAGAGGACGACUGGAAGGUCGAUCCAUGGACUUCCAUUUGAAGGAUUCGAUUAUGAGUCUAUUUUAGGGCAGUGCUGCGAAAUGCCGGUUGGGUAUGUUCAGAUUCCGGUGGGAAUAGCGGGACCUUUGUUGCUGGAUGGAUUCGAGUACACCGUGCCGAUGGCUACGACGGAGGGUUGCUUGGUGGCCAGCACCAAUAGAGGUUGCAAAGCGAUCUAUGCGUCUGGUGGAGCAACGAGCAUGUUGUUGAAAGAUGGGAUGACCAGAGCGCCGGUUGUAAGAUUUGGGAGCGCCAAAAGAGCAUCUGAAUUGAAAUUUUUCUUAGAGGAUCCUAGUAAUUUUGAUACCUUGGCCGUCGUUUUCAACAGGUCUAGUAGAUUUGCUAGGCUUCAAAGUAUCCGAUGCUCUAUUGCUGGGAAGAAUCUUUAUGUAAGAUUUUGUUGCAGCACAGGCGACGCCAUGGGAAUGAAUAUGGUGUCUAAGGGUGUCCAGAAUGUCCUUGAAUUUCUUCAACAUGAUUUCUCGGAUAUGGAAGUCAUUGGUAUCUCUGGAAACUUUUGUGCUGACAAGAAGCCUGCUGCCGUGAAUUGGAUUGAAGGACGAGGAAAGUCUGUGGUCUGUGAGGCAGUAAUAAAGGAUGAGGUGGUGAGGAAGGUAUUGAAAACCAGUGUUGCGAGUCUAGUAGAGCUUAACAUGCUUAAGAAUCUAACUGGAUCUGCAAUGGCUGGCGCUCUUGGUGGUUUUAAUGCUCAUUCCAGCAAUAUUGUAUCCGCUAUUUUCUUAGCAACUGGUCAAGAUCCAGCACAAAAUGUGGAGAGUUCUCACUGCAUCACUAUGAUGGAACCUGUUAACAACGGCAGAGAUUUGCACAUCUCUGUCACAAUGCCUUCCAUUGAGGUUACAAAUACAUCAUAUUUGUCCGUCGUUUUUUCAUUUAUAUAUACCUUAUAUCUCAAACUUUAUCCAUUCUACUUUCUUGCUUAUUUUCUUCAGGUUGGUACUGUCGGAGGUGGAACUCAACUUGCAUCUCAAUCCGCUUGUUUGAAUCUUCUUGGUGUGAAGGGUGCUAGCAAAGAGUCUCCGGGAGCCAACUCAAGGCUUUUAGCCACCAUUGUGGCUGGCUCUGUUCUUGCAGGUGAGCUAUCCCUCAUGUCUGCUAUAGCAGCUGGACAACUUGUGAGGAGUCACAUGAAAUACAAUAGAUCUAGCAGAGAUGUAUCAAAACUUGAAUCAUAAAAGGUAUUAGAUCAACAAAAGGGUGGGAUCCAGUAGAGAUAGAAAUAAAAGGGGAAAAGAUUUGGAUCUUUUUGGUGGAAGUAGCAAAGAAAAUAUGGCUUCUGGCUGGUUUACAUGUGAUUUCCAGAGACUAGCCUAGCUGGAAGGUGGCCCCCAUCGAGGAAGACAUACAACAUGGUUGGAUAAAACUCUUUCUGUGGUUCAUCUAGACAUAUUGUGUGCCCCCACGAAGAUAUUCGGUGUGUUAUCUUUCUGUUUGUUUUGCAAAGAAAAGAAAAAGAAAAAAAAAAGAAUAAUUUAUAUUUAUUCUCAUUCGUUAGCCUUCCUGACAUUUGAAAAACUUGAUGAUUCUCGUUGGUGUUGUUAUCUGUUUGUAGAUUUGUAGACGAUGGUGGGGGAAGAGAGGGGCUUAGUUUUUAUGUAUGAUAAUUAUGUUUCUUUGUACGUAUUGCUUUGGUCAAGUUAUGGUGGUGGUUGUUGUAACCUUGUUAUGGUUGUAAAACCUUGAUAACUUCAGAUUGUGGUUCUAAACCAUUCACUGUAUUUCAAUGGUGUAUGGUUUUUGUCUCUAUUGGCGGUGUUUAGGAUUGAAAAUGAUAUUGAGCUUACCGGCAGGUUGCUUUAUUA